GUGGGUGGGACGGGCUCUUCCGGUUCUUCUGCUGGUGCUUCUGGUACUGGACAUAAUCUAGCACCUGCUGAAUCUGAUGAACCUACUCCAGAUAACGCUGAGACAGUUGCUGCACGUGAAGUGCGAAAUGAAGGGGACGGCAUCAAUGCAGCGGGUGGAAAUGCGGCUAACCAAGGAAGUGGAGCACCACAAGUUUCUUCUUCUUCCAACAACUCAGACACAGGGAGUGCCGGAGCUGCGGAUAAUGAAACAACUGAAAACGGCACUUCAUCUGCUGAGAGUGCAUCAACAAAUACCCAAGAAGGUGAUGUGAGAAAUACAGAAACAACUAACUCCACCACCACCACCACCACCACAACAACAACAACAACAACAACAACAACACUUCCUCCUGAACUCACAAACAACAAGAAGGGUUAUGCAGACAGC
Trypanosoma theileri is the source of this 429-nucleotide messenger RNA. RefSeq lists its product as uncharacterized. NCBI's taxonomy places the organism in Eukaryota, Euglenozoa, Kinetoplastea, Trypanosomatida, Trypanosomatidae. The transcript has a single exon. The record is from RefSeq and is a predicted model, not a curated record. The annotation marks the transcript as partial.